Molecule: messenger RNA, 4015 nt
Organism: Pollicipes pollicipes
Lineage: Eukaryota; Metazoa; Arthropoda; Thecostraca; Pollicipedomorpha; Pollicipedidae
Product: vacuolar protein sorting-associated protein 11 homolog
Exons: 21
Coding region: 148-3420 (1090 amino acids)
Biological process (GO): organelle fusion; intracellular protein transport; vacuole organization
Cellular component (GO): HOPS complex; endosome
Molecular function (GO): protein binding; protein-macromolecule adaptor activity
Source: RefSeq, a predicted model, not a curated record
GCAUGCUGGGCGUUGCUGUGACGGCUCUCGCUGGGGAAUGGAGGUAGCUUCCCCAUUCCUCAAGCGAUAGUUAAAGCGGUGUUUUCUUGUUCUUAAAAAAGAUUGCGUCAUACUUUGUAGUGGUACCUGUGGAGAGCUUGUUCGAGGAUGGCACUGUUGCAGUGGAGAAAGUUCAACUUCUUUGAAGUAACAAAAGAAGUUGACAAUGGGGCAGUUGCAGAGGCAUUACAGUCCGGUCAGGUGACCUGUACUGCCAGCGGUCGGGGGUACCUGGUGCUGGGUGACAGCCGUGGCCUGGCACACUUCAUCAACCGCCAGCUGGAGGUGGUCUCACACCGCGUGUUUGAUGCGGCUGUGUCGCAGCUCGUACAGCUGCGCUUCUGUCCCGUUCUGGCCGCCGCUGGAGAGGAUGAACUGGGAGUGUCAUCGAUCAAAAUACUGGGCCUGGAACAGUUGGAUGGUGGCGGCGCCCCUCGGCUGUUGCGACAACUAAAACUGCCUCCUGCGGCUGACGGCGGGACCUCAGUCACUUGCCUCAAUGUUCAUGAAAAUCUCCUGUUCAUGUCCGCCGGUUUCACGGACGGUCGUGUCAUCCUGUGGCGCGGUGACGUGACGCGCGAGCGGUCCGGUAAGCACCAGGUGCUGCACGCGGGCGCGGCGCCCGUCACCGGACUGGGCUUCCGCACCUCCGGCAAGACCAGCCACCUAUUUGUGGCCAGCACGCAGGAGGUCUGCUGCUACAACAUCACUUUCAAGGACAAGGAAAACCAGAUCCAGCUGGACCAGGCGGGCUGCUCCCCGCGCUGCGCCGUCAUGUCCGAGGGACUGGCGGAGCCGCAGUUCACCAUCGGCAGGCCGGACGCUAUCUACUGCUACAGCGCGAACGAGCGCGGCGCCUGUUUCGUGUUCGAGGGCGAUAAGCGGCUGCUGCACUGGUUUAAAGGCUACCUGGCCGUGCUGACAGUGGAGCCGGCCCGCGGCGGCGGCUCCGAACCGGCCGCGCCCGACAAGCACGUGCUGACCAUCUACGACGUGAGCAAUAAGUACGUGGCGCUGAGCGUGGCACUGCGUGACGUGACGCACGUGGUGAGCGACUGGGGCCAGCUGUACGUGGUAACGGCCGACCGGCGCCUGCUUCGCCUCACCGAGCGGGACACGCAGGCCAAGCUCAAGGUGCUCUUCAAAAAGAACCUCUACGACAUGGCCAUACGCCUGGCGCAGUCCCAGCAGUACGACGCCGACGGUCUGGUGGACAUCUUCCGGGAGUACGGCGACCACCUGCACGCCAAGGGCGACUUCAACGGCGCCAUCCAGCAGUACAUCAAGACCAUCGGCAAGCUGGAGCCCUCCUACGUCAUCAGAAAGUACCUGGACACCCAGCGCAUCAACGACCUGGCGCUGUACCUGCAGGCACUGCACGCAGCUGGACGGGCCACCGAGGACCACACCACCCUGCUGAUCAACUGUUACACCAAACUGCGCGACACCAUACAGCUGGACAUGUUCAUACAGGGCGAGGACGGCGCGGUGGGGUACGACGUUGACACAGCAGUGCGCGUGUGCCGGAGCUCCGGCUACUACGAGCAGGCGCUGACGAUGGCCCGGCGCCACCAGCAGACGGACCGGGUCAUCGCCAUCCUCACCGAGGAUCUGGCCGACCCGGGCCGCGCGCUGCAGUACGUCGCACAGCUGCCGCAUCAGCAGUGCGAGGCGGCCAUCCUGCGACACGGCGCCGCUCUGCUGAAGGAGCGGCCGCAAGAGACGGUCGAGCUGCUGAAGAAGCUCUGCUGUGCCGAGCCGCAGUCGGAGGCGGAGGCGGAGCUGGCGGUGCCCAUUGAACGGUACCUGGACCUGUUCGUGGCGCAGCCAGACGCCCAGGCCGGCUUCCUCCAGCACCUGAUGGAGGUGCGGCCGGACGCGCUGGACUCGGACGCGCUAUUGGCGCUGCUGGAGCUGUACCUGGCCGACGGCAGCGCCGCGGGCGACGGUGCGGUGCAGCGGACUGAGAGCGCUCUCCGCCUGCUGGACAGCCCGCGACUGGACCUGCCGCUGGCGCUGCACCUCUGCCACUCGCGCGGCUUCCAGCAGGGCACGGCCAAGCUGUACGAGCGUGCCGGCAUGCACUCACAGAUCCUGCAAACACAGCUAGAGGCGGGAGACUACGAGCCGGCGCUGGAGACGUGUCGCCGGUACGGCCAGACACUGCCGCACCUUUGGCUGGAGGCGCUGCGGGCGCUCACCAAGCAGCUGGAGGCGCCGGCCGGCGUCAUCGUCACCGUGCUCGACACGAUCGAGAAGGGCAAGCUUGCGCCGAGUAUGGAGGUGCUGGAGAUGCUGGUGGAGUCUCCGACGCUGGAGCUGGGCACCAUCCGCGACUACAUGAGCCGCACGCUGUCCGCUGACCAGGCCGACAUCGACGCCGACGCGCAGACGGCCGACAAGUACGCGGCCGAGGCCAGCCGCAUCAGAGAGCAGAUACACCGCGAGGAGAACAGCGCCAUGGUGUUCCAGCGGACCAGCUGCGCCGCCUGCAACCAGCAGCUGGAGCUGCCGUCGGUGCACUUCUUCUGCCCGCACUCGUACCACCAGCACUGCUUCCAGAGCUACGCCGACCGCGACGACGACUGUCCGCUCUGCCUGCCCGAGCACAGCCAGCUGCUGAGCGAUCUCCGCAGUCAGUCGGGCGCCGAGGAGACGGAGGCGCAGUUCUUCCAGCAGCUGGAGACGGCCGACGACAUGUUCAGCGUUGUGGCCGACUAUUUCGGCAAGGGCACCUUCUCACGGCCGAGGCCGGAGGAGGCGGCGGCCGAGUCCGGCGCGCCAGAGCUGACGCCCGCCCCGAACGGCAUGAGCGCCUACCUGGCGGCGGGCGCGGCCCGCACCGGACCCGGCCUGCCAGCUGCGGACUCGGAGGCACGGGUCCGGGCGGCGGAGCAGCGCUCGCAGCCUACGCAAUCGGUGGCUGAAGGCCGUCUGAGGGCGGCCCAAGCCAGUCAGGUGGCGCCCACUGUGGCCGAGGGACGACUCCGAGCGGCCCAAGUCAGCCAGGUGGCGCCCAGCGUCGCGGAGGGACGCCUCCGGGCGGCCCAAGCCAGCCAGGUGGUCCCCAGUGUCGCGGAGGGCCGGUUAAGGGCGGCAGAGGUCCGCCAGCCGCCGCUGAGCCGACCGACAAGCGAGGGACGGCAGAGGCUGCAGGAGGCGGCGCGGACGGCGGACGCCAAAACCAGAGCUUCCGACCGGCGUCCAGAGAUGGCGCAGACGGUCAGCCGGGCGGCUGCGCCCAACCCUUUUGAAGAGGGUCCGAAUCCAUUUGACGAGGACGCGACGAAUCCAUUCCUGGACGAUGAAGCUGACGCCAGCAAUCCGUUCGCCGGGGAUGCGGACGAAUACGACAAGAGCCUGAAUCCGUUCGAAGAAUAACUUCAGUGUGUAUGGUAACGAUUGGUUAUGCUGAACAUGCCGCGGUAUCUGCAUCGUUGUGCUUAGCUACCAUGCGGUUAUCACGUGGCUGUUGUGCUGGCACUGCGUUGCACUACUUUCCGGUAUUUUACUAGGAACCGAAUCAAUACCGUCGGCUAAUGGCUUCAGUCAGCCACCUUCCUUUUGGCUGAGAGGGUGCAGGAUGGGGAGGGGGUCGGAGCGUGCACGCGAAAGCCUGUCUUCGUUGUUGUCCUGGAAUACCGCACCGGUCACGAGGGCAGCGGCGCGUGUCUGGGACGGGGUCGCUCCGGGUCCGGCCACUCAUCACCCGUCGGGAGGCGCUGCCAGGGAGCGGAGGUCGUGUCGAGCGGGACGGUCGCCCUCAGCGGGCCCAGCGACGCGGCCGUGCCGGCUGAUGGUCGUUAGUCUGGGGCGCAUCGCUCUCCGUCAGUCCUUGGCGUUCAGAACGUGGAGAGAGCGAUUUUGUUAUUCUAUGUAUCAUGCCGAGUAACGUGUUUGCUUUCUGUGUAUUCACUCGUCAUAUGUUGGGAAAUAUGCUUGUUUGUAAUGCGAAAUACCACAAAUAUACGAAUCG